This is a messenger RNA of Trichogramma pretiosum, 3678 nucleotides long. Its product is annotated as tankyrase-like. Gene Ontology annotation, molecular function: protein binding. The record is from RefSeq and is a predicted model, not a curated record. Bases 67 to 2913 code for a protein of 948 amino acids. NCBI's taxonomy places the organism in Eukaryota, Metazoa, Arthropoda, Insecta, Hymenoptera, Trichogrammatidae. The transcript has 2 exons.
UUAAAUCAAUCUAACGUAAACAUUUAAGUUUGGCGGGUAUUUAAGACUCUCGUGCUAUAAAACAUUAUGGUGAAGUGGUGUGAAAAUCAGUUUUCCGGUCCCAGCGACCCAAACAGUUUGAAAGUCCUUACAUUAAAGCGUAAGAAAAUCACUGCUGAGAAUAGAAGAGAGCAAUUAAAAUUGCUCCAUCAAUUUCAUGAAGUAAUGAAAAAUUGGAAGGGCGAACUUCCCAAUCUCCGAAAAAUUUUUUGGCCGGAAGAAAUAGAUUGGCAUCUCUCGGAUUCCAUAAAGUACCUUGGAAAAGAAUGUGAACUAAUCAUCGAAUUCGUGGCUCGCACCGGUUACAAAGACAAGGCCGCAGGCGGCAAGCAACGGUCGCUUCGUACUACACCAGUUCAUUAUGCGGAUAGCUGGUGGCAUGAUUUCUCCAACGAAUCGAUGCGAGAUCUAUUUCAAAUAUACGACAGAUUUGAAGUAAACUACACAAACGAAGGAGGCAUAACACAUUUUCAUGUGGCUUGUAAGUACGACUGCGUCGAAGCCGUCGAGAAAUUCCUCAAGAAAGGCCAGGAUCCCGACAGCCUCUGGCCAAAAACGAGCGAUCCAUUGCUGCACUUGGCAGUGGAACGGGGUCACCAGGAUAUCGUGCGACUGCUGCUGAAAUAUGGCGCCGAUCCGAACAAGAUCGAUGAGCAUAAACGCACACCUCUGCACGUCCUUGGGAAAACGAAGCACGAAGGUGACAAGGGCUCGAUAAUCUUUGAGACCUUCUUCGACAUGUGCGACCAAUUAAAUCAAGAGGUGCAUAUCGACGCCCGAGAUGAGUGGGGCUACACACCGCUACUGGUGGCUCUGAAUCGGUGCAACAAUAAGGUAGCUGAAUUGCUUUUUAGAAACGGCGCUGAGUCGAAUGUGGCCGAAUCAUAUGGAUAUACACCUUUGCACUUGAUUUGCUCUAAACCUAAUGAUGACGAAUGCGCGAAGCUCUUGAAGACAUUUUUCGACAUCAGCGACAAAUCCAAACGACCGAUUGAUCUCGACGCCGUGACCGAUUGGGGUUGGACGGCACUCAACUCAGCUGUGAGGCACGAAUUCUAUAAGACGGCCGAAUUAUUGGUGCGAAGAGGAGCCGAUCCAAACGUAAUCGACAAGUAUCGAUCGCACGCACUGCACGCGAUUGUCGAGAAAGGCACCGACGACGACGAAACGGCGAGAUUCUUGGAGGUGUUCUUCAAGAUCUACGCCGAAAAAAAUCAAAUGGUACUGAUCAACGCUCGGGACUUUUGGGGCCAGACACCCCUGCACAUAGCUCUGUAUCGUGUCCGCAGGAAGAUGGUUGAAUCGCUGUUGAGAAAUGGCGCCGAUCCUAAUUUGACGAAUGAAAAUGGACGGACUCCUCUCCACGUGAUGUGCGAAUGUAAGAAAGACGAGGAACCGACGAUGGAAAUGUUGCAGAUAUUUUUCGACCUAUGUGACGAAGUCCAUCUGUCGGUUGAGGUCGACACUCUGGACCAGUUUGGCGAAACACCGCUGCAUUCGUCUCUGAAUAACGAUAAUAAGAAGAUGGCCGAGUUACUGCUGAGAAGAGGCGCAGAUCCGUAUUUGGUCAACAAGCGUGGAUGUACACUUUUGCAUUCAAUUGUCGGGUAUGCUGUGAAAAAUCUCGACAGUGAUUUUGUGGAAACAUUUUUCAAGAUGUCCGACGAAGUUGAUCGAGUCGUGCAGGUCGAUGCUCGAAACAAGUCGGGCGAGACACCAUUGCAGAUAGCUCUAAAUGGUUGCAAUAAGGAGGUAGCCGAAAUACUGCUGAAAAGAGGUGCCCAGAUUAAUUUGGCCGACGAGGAUGGGAUGACUUAUCUGCACAAUUUUUGCCAAUCUCGCACAAUGCUAUCAAAGUUAAAGACAUUUUUUGAGAUAGACGACAAAUUUCAUAAAAAGGUACAGGUCGAUGCCCGGGACAAGAGAGGUUGGACACCACUGCAAUUAGCCGUGGUUAAUCUCUUGCCGGAUGUGAUCGAUUUACUCUUGGAUCGAGGCGCUGAUCUGUCCAGCUUCGUUUUUCCCUCUGAGAGUGACUUCGAUGAGAGCUUUGAGCGUAUGAACUCAAGAUCAAAAAUAGAACUAGCUGGUAAUGCUCUGGCAGUCGUCGAAAAUCUCGAGAAAAGAGGAUACGAGCUGUAUCUAAGCGACGCCCUGGCAAUCAUGAAAUUAUUCGCCAAGUAUGGAAUGUUCGAAAAGUCGGAGGGACUUAGAAAUUUGUUCGAACGCAUUCAGUUAUCACGGGAAGCGAAACAAGUAAUGAUAAGUUAUGAUGUUGUUUUUGAUGAUGAUGUUGAUACGGAGAUCGAGGAUGACGUUGGCGAGAAGGAGAGUGAGAAGGACCAAGAACAAAUUGAGGUUUCGAAUGAAGUCGAGAGGAGCGAGGAGCAAAUGAACGAGAUACCGAAUGCAGCCGAAAAGGUAGUAGAGCGUCAAAGUCUGUCUCUCCACGACCUGAUCCGGUUAAAACCCACAGAGGCUGCGAAACUUUUCCAAUACUCGGAUUACUUGGACCUCGCGCGCUCAACGGAAUUUAAGGAGCUCUCUAAACAUUUUAGAAAGGCUUGUGCUGUGCAUCUCUACGAGAAAAUGUCGAGAGGAUUUUUCUGGAGCUGUGCACUGGAAUCAUUCUUGGAUCUGACUCAGUACCGACCGCCAAUCCCCUGCUGUGAGAAGAUCUUCAAAGAUCUGAAUAACGAGGAUUUAUAUAACAUUUGCUUGGCGGCUGAAAAUCGCUGCGAAAGGAAACAGCCAAAACACGCGACACCGUACCCAAAGGCCAAAGAAGCUCAAGAAAUGUUAUAUGUACUUGUUCCAAAAUUCGAUAUUUCCAAAAAUCGAUACAAUAAUAUCGAUUCAAGGAUACAUUAUUGAAAAAUCGAUUCAAUAAUAUGUUAUUGAACUUCAAAUAACAUUUGUAUUACACGAUGAAAAUAAAAUUAAAAAGAUAUAUUGUAAAUUUAUGUACACAGUUUGGAGGAAAAGACCUGACAUGUGUUAUUAUUUAAAAGAAAACUCAGCUCAUUAAGGUAGCUGGACGAUGAUAGUGAUAGUAUAGAUUUAGCGUAUCUAGGUUGGUAUUUAUAAGCAGACGAGGCGGUGCUAAGUGGCGAAAUCACGACAAAGUUCAUCUUCAAAAUUAAAUAUCUCUUUAAUUAGUUCGUCGAGGAAGAUAUUAAAUUAUAUGAAUAAAAAUGUGUGGAUUCAAGCUAUCCGCUGGUAUGUUUUUAUGUAUAUAUAGAUAUAUAAAAGAUAGACAUAUCCGUACGUAGAUAGCCAAGAUACAGCUGAUUGUAGCACUAUUAUAAUAUUAUUGUAGUUUUAUUAUAGUAUUAUUAUAUAUAAUUUAUACCUGUACAUAAUAAUGGCUUUGUAAUAACAUCUUCUUUCUCUUAAAAUAAAUCAAAUUGUCAUUACAUUUUUAUACUACUUUGAAGAUUUUGAUAUACAUUUUAUGUGCUGAGAUAACUUUCACUAUUCGAGAAUAGCAAAGAUACUGUAGAUUUUCUAUUUCAUAUAAGAAUCAUAUGGGCUUUUAAUAAGUUUUAUAAUGUUUAAACAACUUCCGCCGAGUCAAAAAGUCUCGGUUGAAAUAUUGGCGAUACUGGAUUUUUUAGUCAAAAAUUUUCACCAAUUUUU